GUGACAUUCUCGGAAAAACUCCCCGCACGACAAAACAAUCCACUCAAUCCAGGUUUUUCCGCACCUUUCCGGCAUUUUUCCUGAUAUUUCACCAUAGAUAAAUGAUCUGUCAUCUGGGAGAGAAGUGAUUGAUACGCGAAGACAAAUAGAAAACAUUUGCAAUGCCAAAGAAGAGGAAAGGUCGCGGAGGAAAGGCUUCCGGGCGUGCGGCAAAAGUUCCGGAAGCCGCCAAGAGCGCCCCAGAGCCUGAGCAGGUGGAGGAGGAUGUGAAGGAGCACUCGGCGGAACUCGAAGUUCCGGAUCUGUCGGACACAGUGGAGAUAAUGAUGCUGGACGAUUCAACGUCAAAUGACGGAUUGGGGAAUGGGGAAUACGAUAUAAAGGAUGAUUCUGUGUAUGAUCUGGAACAGCAGAUGUCUCAGAAAAUGUCCUCGAGUGAAUUUGACUUUGAGGAAGAAAUUCCGGUGUUCAAAUUUGAAAAGUUUGGUGCGGAGGAGCUUCACGAGAAGGUGCAGAAGAUCAAAUUGGAGCCUGUUGAGGAAGUGAAGGUGGAAGCAGCGGAGGAAAAGAAGGCGGAAGCAGUGGAGGAAAUGGAGACAGACGUGAGUAGUUCCCUUCCGGAAGCCACAUCAACCACUCCGGAGAAUCACAGUAAAGAAUCCACGCCCAAUAUUCGACGAUCCACGCGAAUUAAGAGCAUCUCCAAGACAAAGCAACGCUCUCAUGGUCACGGAUUGGUGCGGGACAAGGAGAAAUUCCUGCCCAAGGCGACGCCAGAGGAGGCAAAGCCCAUGAAGGUGAAGUCCAGGUGGCGGCAUUCGGCGGAGAUCGAGCAGAAGCUGUCCGAAGCACUGCCAGAGGUGGAGGUGAAGGCGGAAAAGGGGCCCGAAGAGGCACAGGAGAAGAAGGAGGAACUCGAGAAGGCCAGGAAGGAGGAACUUGAGCAGAAACUGAAGCAAUUCCUGCCCAUUCGUGACAAUAUUUAUCAGUGCGAGAGGAAUGUGAGCAAGGAUGCGAAGAAGAUGCUGUGCGAUUGCUUCCUCACGCCCGAGGACAUGGACAGAGGUGAGCUGGGAUGCGGUGAGGAUUGCCUGAAUCGCCUGCUGAUGAUCGAGUGUGGCUCCAAGUGUGUUGUGGGCGAUCGAUGCACAAACAGGCGCUUCCAGAAGUACCAAUAUUCGCCCUGUCGUGUGUUCAACACAGAGAAGAAAGGCCUGGGCAUCAUGGCCACGGACACAAUCCUAGCUGGGGACUUUGUGAUGGAGUAUGUGGGUGAAGUGCUGAACUCGAAGCAGUUUGAAGUGCGCGCGGCCAAUUAUUCCAAGGACAAGAACAUCCAUUACUACUUCAUGGCUCUGCGAAGUGACGCCGUGAUCGAUGCCACGGUGAAGGGAAAUAUCUCCAGAUUCAUCAAUCACUCGUGUGAUCCCAAUGCCGAGACGCAGAAGUGGACAGUGAACGGAGAGUUGAGGAUUGGCUUCUUUGCCACGCGGAGCAUUGCGCCUGGAGAGGAGAUCACGUUCGAUUAUCAGUAUCAGAGGUAUGGCAAGGAGGCGCAGAAGUGCUUCUGUGAGGCGGAUAACUGUCGUGGGUGGAUUGGAGAGGAGCCCGAUUCCACAGAUGAGGAAGAGGAUGAAGAGGAUGCCGAUGAUGAGGGAAGUGAGGCUGAGGGAAGUGCCGGAGAGGCAGAUGAGGCGGAAAAGAUGCCACAGGAAGCAAAAGUCCCGACGAAACCACGCCGGAAGGAGCCCAAACCGAGAACACCGGCUGUCAGGAAGACGCCAGUGCGUCGUCGAAGAGCGGGCAAGAAGAAGCGCCCUGAGAUUCUCGAUGAUCCCGAUCUGGACGAUGAGAUUGACUUGCUGACGGUGACUGGAUUGAAGAAUCAGGCACACACAUUGAAACUGAGUCGAUUGAUGGUGAGAGCAAAGGUCCUGGAGGCAAGGAGGCGUCUUCUGAAUCUCCUGCGGUACGGAGAGUUCCCUUGUCGUCGCCUCUUCCUGGACUACCACGGCUUGAGACUCCUAAGCGGCUGGAUGGCGGACGGAGCGGCCGCUGAGAGUGUCUCGUUCCGUUUGGAGCUGCUGGAAACGCUAAAGACACUGCCCAUCUCCAAUAAGACAGUCCUCAAGGAGACUGGAGUGUUGGGAAGUGUGGAAAAGUGGAUGGGAUUGGCUGAUGCCACACCGCCGACAGAUUCUCCGUCAGAUAAGAGUACAGAAAGUCCUCCGAGUGAAUCCAGUGCUGCUCAGACGCCUCAAGAGACGCCCCAAGAACAGCCACAAGAACCACCUCUUCAUGAAGUGUCUCAGGAAACGGUCCAGGCGUCAAAUCAGGAGGGAGUGGCUCAGGAGAAGCAACAGCCAGCGGAGACAGUCCAGGAAACCACUCCAGCUUUGCCUCCUGUUCCUGUCGAAGAUACAGAAGCGCUGAAUGUCAGCAUUAAGGAUCUGGGAAAGUCACUGUUGGAGAAGUGGCUGAGUCUGCCCGAAGUGUUCAGGAUUCCGAAGAAGGAGCGCAUUGAGCAGAUGAAGGAGCACGAGCGCGAGGCUGAUCUCAAGUACAUGGCGCUGGGAUUGCAUAUGGAUGAUGAGGCGCGCGGGGAGGAGAAUCGCAGCAAUGCCAGGUACAAGAAUGCCAAGGAGGAGCCGAGGAAGAUUCCGACGGAGGUGAAGCGCGACCGUGUCGAAGAUCAGUGGAUGAGCAAAGCGCAGCGCCGGCGAUUGUUCGCCAUGCAAGCGGCUGAGCAGAUGGCGGUGCGCCGGCGGAUGGACGAGUGGGCGCAUCAUGAGUUCCGGUGCUCGUAUUUCGGUCUGGAUCCGUACGCCACGCCGUCAGAGGACAUCCCGUCGUGGGUGGAUCCGGAGACGGGACAGUGGUUCGCCUAUGACUUGACUGAGGUGGAGACGCCCAAGAGUUAUGCUCACAUUCCGGCGCCUCAGCGGCCGACGUCGAUCAACAUUGAGGAUUAUGAUCUGCCACAGCUGGACUUGCCUGAGGGUUGGGAGUACGCGCUGGACACGAAGGGGCAGAUCUACUACUAUCACAGGAAGAUCAGGAUAUGCCAAUGGGAGACGCCUAUCAGGAUUCUGCCACUGGGCGAGCAAGAGGCCGCCAGGGCGGGCAGUGGAUCGGAGAUGAUUGAGGGCGCGGAUGAGGGCGGGGACAGUAGCACCACGGACACGUGUGACAGCGAAGAGGAGGCGCUGGAAAAGAGGAUUGCCAGGAUAAAGAGUCUGCAGAAGAUGGGGAUCGCUGCAUCGGUCAUUGCUAAACUGAAUCUCUGCGAUCCGGACAGUGAGGAGGAGAUGGAGAAGCCCGAUGGAGAGGAGAGACCAGGAGAAGCUGCAAGAAUACGGUGUCGAACAAGAUUGGCAGAGUAUCGGGAAAUUAGUCCUCGUCGUGAGGAGGACAAGCUGUACAGCCAGAUGGAGAUGAAGCGCUAUCGGGAGACCAAAGAGAAGUUGAGGCGCCGAAAAGAGGCGCUGCGGAAGCGAAAAUUGACUCCAGGCGCCGAUGGAGUGUCUGAGGAGGAGGACAAGGAGUCCGAGGAGGCGAAGAAGACUGAAGAUUCGAGUGCUGUGUGCGAUUCCACGUCAGAUCUGCUGAUUGAGAAGAUUGUCUUGGGCAACAGUCGAGUGGAUGAACUUGACGAGCCGUUGAUGCGCGGCGAAAGAGGGAAGCAGAAGAUGCAGCGCAAGAAAAGACACUUGAGGCACAAGUUGAAGAGUGUGAAGAAGCUGAAGACAGACAAUCCUGUAGUGGAUCCUCAGGAUGCCAAUGUGUUGGCAAAGAAGAUUAAGGAUCAAUUUAAGCUGAAUAUCGCGAGCUGUAUUGUGCAACAUCUGAAUCCAUACAGAAAAGACACAUGCACUGUCGGUAGGAUAACAAAUAAUGACGAUUUCAAGCACUUGGCGAGAAAGUUGAGCCACUUUGUGAUGUUAAAAGAGCUGAAGCACUGCAACAAUGUGACUGAACUCACGGUCACGGAGUCAGUGAAGCAGAAAUCCCGCGAAUUUAUUCGCAAGUACAUGGCGAAGUUCGGUGAGAUUUACGUGAAGCCUGAGAAUGAACCGGAAUACAAGGAUUAGGCUC
Molecule: messenger RNA, 4095 nt
Organism: Phlebotomus argentipes
Lineage: Eukaryota; Metazoa; Arthropoda; Insecta; Diptera; Psychodidae
Gene: Set2
Product: probable histone-lysine N-methyltransferase CG1716
Exons: 6
Coding region: 162-4091 (1309 amino acids)
Biological process (GO): regulation of DNA-templated transcription
Cellular component (GO): chromosome; nucleus
Molecular function (GO): protein binding; histone H3K36 methyltransferase activity
Source: RefSeq, a predicted model, not a curated record